AUGACUGUAUCUGAUAUAACGCCAGGGCCGAGGCCGCUGGCCAUCGUGGGAAUGUCAUGCCGACUCCCAGGGGAUGUAGCAUCGCUAGGUGAUUUCUGGGAACUCUUAACCAAUUCCAAAGAUGGAUAUAGGGAGUUUCCCCGUGAAAGAUUUAACUCGGAGGCAUUCUAUCACCCGAAUGAAGCACGCAAGGAUGCAAUUCACGUCAGUCAUGGGUAUUUUCUCAAUGACGAUGUCGCCAACUUUGAUGCGCCGUUUUUCAGGAUGAAUGCAACAGACGCUGCAGCUUUUGAUCCUCAAGGGCGCAUUCUACUCGAAUGCGUGUAUGAAGCACUUGAAAAUGCCGGAAUCCCAAAAGAGAACAUUGCCGGCAAAAAAGUGGGAGUAUUCUCAUCAUCGAAUACAUCCGACUAUACCCUCGAAUUGAAAGACAGCGUCUGCGACGUGCCAGCACAGGUAGGAGUUCUCGGCCACAGUUGCAUGCUAUCAAAUGUAGUGUCCAACGUAUUUGACCUGAGUGGCCCGAGUGUCAGUGUUGACACGGCAUGUUCAUCAGCCUUCUAUGCACUACAGUUAGCGGCGCAGAGCAUACGCUCCGGCGAAACUGAAAUGUGCAUCGUAUCUGGAUGCGCAUUGAAUCUCUCGCCUUGGCGAUGGAACAUGCUAUCGAACUUGACGAUGCUCGACUCUGAUGGCAAGACGCGUGCGCUUGAUCCAGAGGCUGAUUCGGGCUAUGCGCGUGGAGAAGGUGCGGCUUGUAUUAUAUUGAAACCGCUUGAUUUGGCACUGCGUGACAAUGACCGUGUUCAUUGUGUAUUGUCGCACAUUGGAGUUAAUCAUAAUGGCAAUACCAAUGGCUACACGAUGCCGGAUGCAGUGAUGCAAGCCACAUUGAUGAAGGAAUUGCAACAGUCGUUGAAUAUCCGGCCUGAUGAGUUUGGAUUUGUCGAGGCGCACGCGCCUGGAACUCGGGUAGGUGAUCCUAUUGAGAUUUCAGCAAUUCACGAGGUUUUCUCGAGCGAUGCUCGAACGGCCGAAGAGCCGCUGUUAUUGGGCUCAGUCAAGGCAAACGUGGGACAUUUGGAGUCAGCGAGUGGCUUUCCAUCCCUGAUAAAGGCUGCCUUGAUGUUGAAAAACAAUCAAGUCGUACCCAAUCCCAAUUUCAAAGAUGAAAAAAUGAAUUCAGAGCUGCGCAAGUUGAACAUGGCGGUACCAACCAGCACCCAAUCCUGGCCAAAAGGAAAAUCAUACGUCGCCAUCAACAACUACGGGUUUGGCGGGUCCAAUGCCCAUUGCAUUAUCAAAAUGGCUCCGGAAUCGGAUACUCCACCGAGCCCGAGUGAUGCUGCGACAGAUGAGGCCUACCUGUUUGUUCUCUCUGCCAAUGAUGAGCAGGCUCUCGCGCGGGCCAGAGAAAGAUUAGUUGGAUUCCUUGAAGACGAUGAAGCGGCCAACAUCCAGAUGGGCGAUUUAGCUUAUACACUAGGCCAGCGCCGAUCGAAUCUCAGCUGGCGCUCAGCUCUCGUUGCGACAGAACUGGAUGAUCUGGCUCUGAGUACGGCUGCACCGCGAGUCGUACAGCGACGUGCUAUUCGCCCGCCCAGAAUUGCUUUCGCAUUCACAGGACAGGGUGCUCAAGGAUUUGGCAUGGGACGUGAACUGCUGCAAUAUCCAGUCUUCGCCCAGUCACUCGAAAGAUCCUCGUCUUGUGUUCAAUCAUUUGGUGCCACAUUUUCCCUGAAGGAGGAACUGUAUGCAUCCGAGGCCACUUCGCGUAUCAAUGACGCCGAUGUAAGCCAGGCUGCGUCGACGGCAGUCCAAAUUGCCCUGGUGGACCUUCUACGGUCAUGGGGAGUAGAACCCGCUGCAGUUGUUGGCCAUUCCAGUGGUGAGGUUGCCGCUGCUUAUGCUGGAGGCAUUCUCUCGCUACCUGGUGCUAUGCGUAUUGCUUACGCACGAGGUCAGAUGGCCAUCAGGAUCAAGACUGUCCAGCCAGAUUUCAAAGGCGGCAUGAUGGCUGUCAGUGCCGGCAUGGAAGACGUUGCUCCUCUGUUGGACAUCGUCAUUUCCGGAACAGUGGUCGUUGCGUGCGAGAAUUCCCCUAAGUCACUCACGGUAUCAGGGGAAAGCGCAGCAUUGGAUGAGUUGGAGACGUUGCUUGAGGAGGAUGGGAUACCCCACAGGCGGCUUGCGGUUGACUUCCCAUAUCAUUCGCCAUUCCUUGAGCCAUUCAUUGACCAAUAUGAAGAGGACAUAUGCACCGAAGACACUUUCGUGACGACUGAAACCAACAAAGUUGAGUUCUUUUCAGCCAUGGCUGGAAGGAAAGUCGACCCCAUUGCGGUCAAGAAGCCCUCCUAUUGGGCAAGUAGUGCCAAAUUCCGGGUGCGAUUCACAUCCGCCGUGAAUGCGCUUUUCAAAAGCAAGUCUCCACCAGAAGUGGUGGUCGAGAUCGGUCCUAACCCGACGUUGACCUGGGCCAUGAAAAGCAUCCUGAAAGCGCUUGGGAAGCAAGCACCAGCCUCAAUGGAGGCCCUUCCAUCACUUCACCACGGUGAAAACGCCCGUACUGCCAUGCUUAGGCUUGCCGGUUCCCUAUUUGGGCUGGGUCAAGGGCUCGACAUGCAUCAAGUUAACUUCGGACACAUUGAAGCCAAUGGAUCGUCCCCACGCCUGGUUGACGGGUUGAAGCCAUACCCGUGGACACGCAGCCGCUACUGGGUUGAGUCCCGACUUCGAGAUGACAGACUGAACCGGCCAUUCCCUCGACAUGAUCUGCUGGGACAUGCCACCAGUCACUCUGAGGGUGUUGAAAUGUCCUGGUCUAACAACUUCGACAUCGACGAUAUGCCGUGGCUUCGCGACCACCGGGUUGGGUCCUCGAUCACCUUUCCACUCGCUGGUUAUAUAUGCGCUGCGGUGGAGGCUAGCAAACAACGUAGCAUGAUCAGGGGAAAAAGCACCGUUACAGGGUUCACCGUACGCGAUGUACGCGUGGAGCAGGACCUGAUUCUUCAAGAAGGGGUGCGCGUCGAUCUUUCCAUUAAGCUCCGACCACUUGAAACAAGCGACUUUGAUGAGUUCAAAUUAUUGGCCUGGGAUGGAGAGCAGCAGAGGUGGAAUCUGCACUGUCGCGCACUCGUCAAGUGCCAUGCCAAAGACGCGGAGACGAGACCGACGCGGUGGGGCGAAGCGCGCGCCGAAUGUCCCGCCCACGUCGGAAGCCCACUGCUUUAUCAAGGCUCAGCAAAGACAGGUCCACGCCGUACUGGCACAUUCCGUAAUGUGUACAACCUCCGAUAUGGAAGUGGAAAAACCACAGCAGAGGUAGUUGUCUCUGACACUGAGGCUGGGAUGCCUCACCAGUACGAGACUGGCUAUACCAUCCACCCAACAACAUUGGACGGCAUCCUGCAGUGCGGGAGUUACAUUCCUUUCCUGGAUCCAGCGUUUGCUCCCAUUGGAGCUUCAAGCAACGUCUGGGUUCCUAGCACAGUUGCAGAGGUUGUGCUUGGGGCAGAGAUUCCUCGCGAGCCGGGCCUCGUCUUACACGCUGUGGCCCACUCAGAGCAGCCUCCACAAAAGUUUGGCGGCAAAUACGCUAUCAACGCUGGAUUGAAGGGCUCUCUGAAAGACACGGUUCAGGUUCGGGGUCUCGGUUUCGAUGUCGACAGAGGCCUUCCCCCGCGCUGGCCCGAUGCGCACUACGGAUGCUACAAGAUGGAUUGGCAGAUUGCUGGUCAAUUGGCAGCAGACGCAACCAAAUGGCAUGUCGUGCAGGGGUCGGAAGAGAAUGAUGGCUUGGCCAACGUUUUAGGAAAGAUCUGGGGCACUCCUGUCUUGUCUAUCUCUCAGCCACUGCCCACUGAAGCCAAGUUCUGCGUGAUAUGCGAUAUCGGCGAAGGCUUGUUGGGAAAUGUGGACGAAGCCACGUUUGAAAAUCUCAAAAAUAUACUCACCAACUGUGAUGCUGUUGUUUGGGUAACCCGUGGCGCCUUCCAUCACACAACAAACCCGACUGCGGGAAUGGCGGCUGGGUUGCUGAGGACGAUCCGCAGCGAGAUGCAGGCUGCCGUUGCGACCCUAGACCUUGAUCCACAUACGACCAUUGAUUCCACAGCACAGGCAAAGCUAGUGGAACGCGUGGCUGGACAUACGGCAAAGGCGGCAAAGAAGAGCGAUUCUCAAGCAGAGAUGGAGUUCACUGAGAGCGAUUCUCAGCUCCUUGUCUCGCGUAUCAUACGCGACGAUCACCUUGAUGCAAAUGCACAUGCUGCCACCGGCAUUUUGUCCCCCCAGGAUGAGGCGUUUGACCCCGAAUCACGCCUCAGCUUUGGAUUACAACGUCCUGGUUUGGUCGAUUCCUUGUAUCUUCAUCGGGUAGACUCUGUCUCGCCCCUGGACGAUGAAGAGGUGGAAAUCCAAGUCGCAGCAAUUGGGCUUGGGGCUGAAGAUUUCAAAGCUCUUCAAGGGCGCGAGUGCAGUGGUACGGUAGUUGGCUGUGGCGCAAAGGUGACACGCAUGCAGGUUGGUGACAAGGUCUUCGGGCUGGCGAAUGGUCAAGGUGCAUUCGGGACGUUCGCUCGCUCACAUCAAUCAAAUUUCGCUCUGAUGCCCGCGUCAAUGACACUCCGAGAAUCUGCAGCUUUGGCAACUACGUUCGGAGCUGCGCAACUCGCUGUCGCCGAAGUCGCUCGAAUUCGCGAGGGUGAUAGAAUUGUUGUCCUUGCGGCCGCAUCUGCCGGGGGUCAAGCGGUGGUCCAAGUCGCGAAGGCAGCGGGUGCUUGCGUCUACGCUGUUGUUGACUCGCAUUCUGCUCGUGAGACACUUUUGGCACUUCGCCCUACAGCCGACUACAUUGUUGAGCAUCUUGACGACUUACCACAAGUCGAGGUAGUACUUGAUCCCAUUCCCCGCCCUGCAAACAUUUUAUCUACAUCUCGGAUCUUGGGGCCCCUGGGGCGCUUCAUCCAAUUUGGAAGCCUGGUUAGAGACUCGGCGCGCAACUCCAAUGUUGGUUGCAGCGUUGCUAGCGCUCCUCUGUUUGAUGUUGCUGACUCUCAGCCGGCCCGCAUUGCCGCCGUCCUGGAUUCUGUUGCGAGCUUCUUUGAUCUAGGGACUUUCGGUGCCCCCACCCCGGCUCAAAGCAUUCGGUUAGAUCAAUUGCCUCAGAUUAUCUCUACUGUCUCCUCUAGCGAUGAACUCAGAACGGUUCUUGUGCCGGUCAAAGGGGAGGUAGCAAAGAUUAUGCCCGCGCGACCUGCCUCGCCCAACCUCGACUCUGAGGCUGUCUAUCUACUCGUCGGUGGUGGAGGUGGCCUGGGCCGUGUCAUUGCCAAAUGGAUGGUUGAUAACGGUGCCAGAAAGAUCGGCUUACUGUCGCGAAGUACCUCCAUGAGCUCUGAGGUGCACGCCCUCGCAGAAAGUGUUUCCAAGUUGGGAGCCGAGAUCUUUUUGUUGCCUUGCGAUGUUACCGACAAAGAACAGUUGCAGCAAACGGUUCGGCAGUGUGCUGCCGAAAAGGGCGCCAUCAAAGGAGUUAUCAACGCCGCCAUGGUCUUCAAGGGUGGUGUUUUCAGCUCAGUAUCUCACAACGAUUUCAACACUGUCAUUCGGCCGAAGGUUCAUGGCACUUGGAACCUUCAUAAUGCCCUCGCUGAUGCACCUCUGGAUUUCUUUGUGCUGAUUUCUUCCGUUGCCGGCGUUGUCGGUACACCUGGGCACUCAUCAUAUGCAGCUGCUAAUACUUUCUUGGACUCAUUUGCAAGAUACCGCGUUCAGCAAGGCCUUCCCGCUACCGCCCUUGCUCUAACCGCAGUAGUGGACGCUGGGUACAUGGCUGAGAAUGCGGAAAAGCUUCAAAAACUGAAGUAUAUUGACGAUUACGAAGGAGAAAUUCUCACCACCCAAGACGUUCUCGCUCUUCUCUCUGCUGCGGUGUCUGGAGUGACCGCUAAAUCCUGCGAUGGAUUCUCUAUCACUGGUGCAGGGUUCGGCGCUGCGCGCAAACUUCCAUCCUAUGCCAGGGACCCACGAUUCUCCAGUCUUGUGACUCGCCAUGCCAAAGAUCAAGAAGCGAAUCCAAGAUCGGCCCACAUUUCAAGCGAAAAUUCUCUGUCGCGUGUGCUUGAGCAGACAGACAACAAAGCUGAAGCUUCCAACUUGCUCUUGAAUGCUCUCCGAAACAAAGUGGCUGAAUUGCAACUUAUUUCCGUGUCAGACAUUACAGACAACCAAACAAUUGUCGAACUCGCCCUCGACAGCUUGACAGCCAUGGAAGUCUACUCAUGGAUUGGGCGAAUCUUCCAUGUCAAGUUCAAGGUGCAGGAAUACGCCAAACUCGACACACUCGAAAAGAUUGUAGAAAGUGUCAUGGCUAAGAGAGACGCCGCUGGAGUUUAG
Penicillium salamii is the source of this 6402-nucleotide messenger RNA. The record is from the annotation of a GenBank genome assembly. NCBI's taxonomy places the organism in Eukaryota, Fungi, Ascomycota, Eurotiomycetes, Eurotiales, Aspergillaceae.